AUGCUCAGGAUGUCGCACAUGAUUUUGGUUGCUCUUGUACUACUACUGGCUUGGAGCAGAAACACAGGUAUGUGCAUGAAUUGUUGUAAUUUAAUUGCAGCCUCUCUUUGUGUAAUAAAAUAAUGAUAUAACAACAGAGUUGCUGUUCGCGGGCGUGAAUAUGUUUUUAGCCCAACUCAGGCUCAUUUUUGCCCAAGCCGAAGGCAAGGGCUAAAAUGAGCUCUGAGAAGGGCCAAAAACAUAUUUAAGCCCAAGAACAUCAACUCUAUUACUAUUAUAAUAACUUCAGAGGGCAUUUAGAAAAGAAAUUUAAGACGGGAAACGACAUUUAAAACAUUCCCAGCUUCGAUUCGGCGUUUAUUCAAGGUUGAAAAUCAGACCUGAAUGCUCACAAAACUUGACAGAAAAUGACCGCAAAAUUACUCAAAAGAAUUUUCUGUCUAAAGUUCUCUUCAAAAUGAAAUUAUAGAAUUUAUAGGCAACAAGAAAUGGUCAUUUAGAAGCGUUAAUAAUGAUUGAAAAUAACUAACAGGCAGUUUGCAGGGGCACCCAACGACACUUUUCGGAAAAUAUCUGUUCGGAAGACGAUUUGAGAUCUAGAAUUUUCGGAACAUUUGUUGUAAAACUUCUUGCUUGCCUGCCUCUCCUAGGAUUUUCGAACAUCUACUAAAAAAAUGGUAUAAUUGCCCAUUUUUAACGGAUUUUUUCCUUAAAAGGUCACCUAGAAUUUUCGGGAGCCUGUUUUUCUGGCUGAAAUUUUCGAAAAGGUAAGUUUUGAUCCCUAUAAUUUUCGGAUCACUAGACUUUCAGCUAGGAAAUCCGAACAGAUAAAAAAUUUUUAGGGGAUAAAAAUAUGCUUAUAUCUACCGUUUAAAGACUAAAAUACAUUUAACAAUGGUAUGUUUAAGUGGUUUUGAAUUAUAUUCUCGUUGGGUGCCCCUGAGUUUGGCCUGCAUAAAUACACCAACUGAUCGAGCGAGUUUCACUUAAAGGGAUACUGACUUGCGGUUCGCGCCUUAGCUCGUGGUCAAAAACCGGAAGUGACGCACAUAGGAGAACUAGCAUCAUCGCAUAGAGAAGGAUUGAGACCAGUUGAGCUAUAAAAAAGCUCUCUGCGCUGCUGUAAAAUAUAGUUCAAGCUUUUCGCUAAAAAUACAUAAAACAGCUAAUUUCUCUCUGUGAGUAAUUUUAAAGGCCGAUUGUACUCUUAUAUAUUGCCAGUCUCACGCUAUGUUGCAAAUAAUCGCAACUUUAACUGUCAAAUCUCUUUGUCGUUAUCUACUAAGGAAACUCCGAUGAUUCUUUCUUCCUAUUUUGCAACCCCAUGCUAUUAAUUAACCUCACCUCAAUAAUUACAAAAGAUGCAAAGCAAGCAAUAAAGUGCAGUGUUUUACUUUAUACAGUCUUUAUACAGUCGAGGUGUGUGCUCAUUCUCGGGUGUGUUACUUACCAGAUGUCUCACCAGUCCGGAAAAUUCGACACGACCUUCGCCUGACCCUGUUUUAUAACACUCGUUUAAAUAUAAAUCAAUAGCUUGAAUAGCGCAUUAACACGAAAUUAAAAUGCCACAUUGCUUUGUAGCCGGUAGAUGUUCUAACAUGCGUAAGGAAAGAGGAAGCCUUCACAAAUGGCCUGCAAAUCCCAACGCGACUGUAUGAACAAAAGCUGUGAACACCGUACCCGUUCUGAGCUUUUAACGUAACUGCGACGACUAACCAUGUAUUUGCAAUGCUCACUUCACUGCUGAGUCUUUUGAAGAACAGCCGGUGAAGGAGAUUUCUCUGAUUUAAAAAUGGAAAAAAAAUUACGUAAAACCCAAUUCUGUCCAACAAUUUUCGGAAGUGGUCCUCCAGACAAAAAGAAACAAAAGCGAGAAGACGAAAACAUAAGUUUUUUUUUGAUAAUAUAAUUAAGUAUUUCGUGACCAUGAUACAUUCAAUCUCAAACAAAAUUUCAACAGACCAGUGGAAUCAAAUAAAAGCUACCUUUACAUAUUGUCAACAGUAAAAAUCAAUACGAACUAAAGAAUUAUAAUAAUAAAACAUUAAUCGGAAAGUAAAAUAAACAGAAAGUCUUCCUCGUGCACUGGGAGAGGAAAGUACGCUCGCAUGUAACGUAUAGUUUAUGAUGGCCGGACCACUCGCACUUCUUUUCCCAAAAGAUGCUAACUCCUCCUCGCCAAGUGCCUAUAGGCUAUUAUUCUAAAAUGUCUAUUUUGUUUAUGCUGUUGGCCUUCAUGAGAGUCCUCGUAUCCCGGUGGGGGGUACUCCCUUAUAUGGGCUAUAUAGGUGUGUGCGGCCCCAAAGGGUAGGGUUUUUCAGCCCUUUUGCUCAUAAAUAGGGUAUCGAUUUUAGCCAUUUUGCCGCCAUUUUGGUAGCAGGCUACUCAUAAAUAGGGUAAGGGUUUUGGGAAGCGGGCCGCACACCCCUACCCAUUUUUUGGGGGGUACCCCCCCCCCCCCCGGGCCUCGUAUACUGUUCUUUAUGUUGCUAUCACGCCGUAGAACCCAGCCAUGAAACAAACACGUCCACGGGAUGCUGUGUCAUACAUGGAUUGCUUCACAAUUUUUGGCCACAAUUAACGCAGUCAAUUUCGGCACAGCACACGCACUUUACAACUCGAUUACGUCCUUUGUCAUGUCCAUACCGGCAUAUAAAAUUUCCAAUCGAAAUUUUUACAUAUGAUCGCACCGAAAUAAUCACAACACCUAAACGAAUUCCUGCCGUGAAAUAUUUUGCAUCGAAACUGAACAUGAAAAUACACCCAGUUAUUCCAUUCCAACAAAUGUAACAAGAAAACUUUAUUGUCAAAUCAUGUUGACUUCAUUCAUUCGCUAAUGAAAUCUGUUAACAAAAUUACGGAAAGAACUCGACUUAUAAAGAAGUACAUUAUUGAUCGCUCACCAGUCUGAUCUGUGUUUUGCAAUCGUUCGAAUUGUCGACCGCCAUCUGACUAAUUUGUGGAGUCCGUGCCUGCCGUAUAAAGGCUCAAGCAGAUGCGGCUGUGUUACCAGACAAUCUUCUAGUGUCAUUGUAUCAGUAGAAUCCCUAUCCCUUAUAGAAGAAUGAGGAAAAGAACCACACGGAUCCUUCGAUUCCAUGACUGACUAUGGUAAACACGCAAGAAGUUCUCCUAUCUACGUCAUAAAUCACAUGACUAGAAAGUCAGCCACUUCAUUUCCGCUCCUCAAAAAGCGGGAAAUUUCGCUUUUCAAGCGCAAUUUUUAGCCGUUAAAAUUUACUUCGAGCGCUUUUUUUGUUUCUCAAUUAUCUUUUUGGUACAAAUGCUACAUUUUGAGCAACAUGUUGUAAUGUGGUCAAGAGUAUUCCUUUAACGAAAGCAAACUUACAUUCACUUUGUCGCCUGGAUUCUUCUUCGAGAUUCUGUAAUUCGUUUUCAUCUAGCUUAAAAGACUGCGAGUUUGCUUCCUGGUUACGUUUUUCAUCCAUUUUAUCGUAACAAACCUCUCAAAAGUUUGCAGUGGAGAUGAAAGCGUCUCGACUCAGCUUGAAAUUUGCUGGCAGCCAGCGAGAAAACCGAGCGAACAGUUGAAUGGUUUCCAGUUCUGAUUGGCUAGUUUCGUUACUUUCUCGUUUCUGAUUGGUCGACGGCAAUGAAUCGCUGAAUUCUCCAUUUUACCCGCAAAAUACACCGCAAUGCCCGAUGAAGUUAUUAUAAUCGUCAUGUGUCGUGAUUCAGUCAUGUACAUGAUUCUUUGCUUUCUAAUCAACCUCACACCCAGGGUCUUCGUUCCUUCUGACUUGCGAUGAGGAAACAAACGACCCUAGAAAUAAAGUUCCGAUCUGAAGUCCUAAAGUUUGCCUAGCUUUUAAACGAACAAAAAAUUUCUUGGUAUUUUACUUCCGUUCAUUUGUAUUGUCUCUUCUCAACCCAAUCAAAAUCAAUAUUCUGUAACGGGACUUUCGAAAAUCGCUUGUUUCGUCAAACCUGCGCAAAGUGUAAUGCCACCUAUCCCCCUAAUAAUGUGAUGUGAUAGAAACAAACUUAACAUCGGUAUAUAACGCUCAGUUACUGUUACAUGUAAAUGAGAUACCGAUGACAGAAACGAGUCUCUUUUAGGUGGCAAUCAAAAAACGACUUUUGAUUUGAAGAUUGAUCCCACGUUUUUUUUUCAGAAUGAAUGUUUUUUGAAACCACUAACGGGAAGUCAAUGAAUGAACACAUUCACGUUUUAGACAUCUACCAUAUUCUUACCAGUGCUUAGUGGGAUUCUCGCCUUUUUUUACAUCAGGGCGCCGUUUCACACAUAUUUUUGCUAAGGAAGGUUAUAGUGUUUGUGACCAAAACGUUCUUUAACGCCAUUAUUUAAGUCAGUGAAAACAAAUUUUUUUAUCAAAGGCUAUCUUUUUAUACUGGAAAAAUUAAAUCUAAUCACCAUUCAGUGAUAAGACUGGUCCAAUACUUCUUUCGAAUUUCAAAGGUGUUUUAGUGUAAUCUCCAUCCAGAGGCCCUAACAAAAACAACACACAGUUACCAAACAAAAUAUCUACCAUGUUUCUUCGGGUUCAGCAAGUACUUUCUGUUAAGAUACAUAGAGGAUAUUACAUGGCCACGCGAAGAUACGAAAUUUCUCUUCGAGUGUUGAACAAUAUUUUACGAGUGAGCGUAGUAAUAUUCUAUUUAGUAUAUAAACACCAAUGAAUACCAAACCUUUUAAGUUUUGAUGCGAAUGGCGCGAUUUUUUUAUGUAACCGUAGCAACGUUGAUAUCUUCACAUGUGAAAAUAACAUGUUAUUUUCACGUGUGAAGAUAUCAUGUUUUCGCGCGAAAGCUCACCUGGUAUUUCACUGCUGUUUAUAUAAUAAAAACACGUACGUACCGAAUGUUACGUAACUAAGCUUAACACCAAGUCGAGGCUCGGGAGGUUUUGCACCAUCCUCUUUUAAUAAACAUGUGACUCGCGUUUUUAGUGGAAAUAAAAAUGGUUGUGUUGCUGAUGUUCGCAAUUCUUCUCUUGAAAUGAUCCACCAAAAGAACGACAAAUGGCCACGCUUGCAACAGUUUCUCAGUGUUAUGGAUCUUUAAGCUAUAUUCUCUGAAACUCUUUUUUACACAAGGAGGAUGAUCACGGAUUGACCUAAAUUAUUCUCUAAAAAAAGGAAAGAUCGAAAUAUAACUCUUAGUUGCGAUUGAAACAGAUCACUUAGUACCUUUCUAUGGAGGUUAUCCACUAAUGAAAAGACUAAGAAAGAAAGAAGAAGUCAAAGAAUGCUGCCUCGUUUUGCGCUAAUUACAAGCGAAAUUUAAAUUCCACAGUAAGAUAGCGCAUGACAAUUCAAGAAAAUAGCCUAAAUGUUCUUUUUACGCCCAUCCAUCCAUCGUUCCUCCGUUUAAUGUCAGUGUUAAUGUUAUUGGUGCCACUAUCACCAUUUUUCGUCCUUGUGUUAAUCCUUUUGAUGUAAUACGAGGUCUGGUCGUUCAAAGGUUGGAUAAUGCUAUGCACCAGAAAAACCGAAAUAAGGUUAACAAAAGUGUUAACAACACCAGCUGCACUUUCAGUUUAAUAUAGUGAUGUGCAUUAUUCGUCCUUUAACAAGAACUCUCUGCCUUUUACAGUUCUGAAUGGAAGAACUCGCCCCAUAUUAAUGCAUUAUCUUUUUAGAGUGCGCGAUGAUCGACUGCAAUAACGCACAGUAUCUUACAACCAGUCUGGAUGAUUUCGUGGCUAGCUGUAGACCAGAAACCUGGAAAGAUUUCUUUGAUCAGGAGGACGUACAAAACGAAAUAACGAAAACAGCUAAAGCAAUGCUUAAGGAAGCCGAGUCUUAUGUUAUUCAACCUCCAAUGCCGCAGAUGUUCAGGGCUUUAGAACUCGUAGCUCCAGCCAAUAUCAAGGUGGUUAUUUUGGGUCAGGAUCCAACUCCAAAACCAGGUAUGGCUACAGGCUUGGCGUUCAGCGUUGCUAAUCCUCUGAUCGUUCCUACAGUCCUGAACGUUUUGCUACAGCUCGCCCUGGAAGGAUUUCACGUUGACGUCAACAACGGUGAUCUGACAUCAUGGGCAACCCAAGGAGUCCUUCUGUUAAACAGAGCGUUAACAAUUCGACAGGGUGAAACAGACUCUCAUAAAGCAUGGUGGGAGGUAUUUUCCAAAUAUCUGAUACAACAUAUUAGUAAAAACGCCCAACCAUCUGUCUGGUUACUCUUGGGGAAAGAGGCCCAAAAUUACAAGCGUUUUAUUGACACAGAUAAGCACUAUGUUAUUGAGGGCGGCCAUCCCUCAUCCAUGGGUGGUCGAGCGAAUACCUUUAUUGGUGGCCAAUACUUUCGAUGCGCUAAUAACUUUUUGUUUAGAAAAGGUCGACUUCCAGUAAAUUGGGGAUGGGGGACGGCAAACUCUCUGAGGGCAUGUCCGGAUGAACCUAAACCAGCCAUAGUAGGAGGGGGUCCAUCUAAGAAACCAAGACGCUUUAAAUAA
This is a messenger RNA of Porites lobata, 6438 nucleotides long. Lineage: Eukaryota; Metazoa; Cnidaria; Anthozoa; Scleractinia; Poritidae. The record is from the annotation of a GenBank genome assembly.